UGAUAAAUUUUGUGAUGACACAUAAUUAAUCCAAUUAGUAACUCUACUCUUUAGUUGUUUAUUGUUGUUGUGGAAACUUGAUCGGACUCCCUUUCAAAGGCAAAAAAAAAAACUUGAUCGAACAUUACUUGGUAUGAUACUGACUCCCUUUUUGGUUUGAUCGGCGACAUGAAAAGAAGUCGGCAAUUCAAGCGAGUUGCAGUUUCACCCAAACCUAAGAAAUCCAUUCCCAUCCCCACCGCCGACCAGAUUCGGUCGUCUCAGAGAUUAGAAGCCGACGCCAACCCACCUCAGCUAUCCCUUCAUAAAUUACCGAUAUUGCCCUUUUCCUUCUUCCAAAUUGAUUCCCUAGACCUUGCCCCACGAUUGCUCGGAAAAUUUCUCAAGAGAGAUGAAGUCAUUCUUCAGAUCACCGAGGUAGAAGCUUAUAGACCCAAUGAUUCAGCUUGCCAUGGUCGAUUUGGCAUUACAGCAAGAACAGCUCCUGUUUUUGGAGCAGGUGGACAUGCCUAUGUCUAUCUUUGUUAUGGUCUUCAUUCAAUGCUCAAUGUUGUAGCUGACAAGGAAGGUGUUGGAGCUGCUGUUUUGAUUCGUUCUUGUGCUCCAAUUUCUGGAAUCGAGAUUAUUCAGCAGCGUCGAGGUCAGAAGACUGAUAAGCCUGUUCUUCUUAGUGGACCCGGAAAGGUUGGGCAAGCACUGGGCCUUUCAACAGAAUGGUCCAACCAUCCACUCUUCAAUGCUGGUGGAUUGGAAAUUUUGGAUGGUCCGGAGCCUGAAAAGAUUUUGGUCGGCCCACGUGUUGGCAUCGAUUAUGCUUUACCAGAACAUGUAAAUGCACUGUGGAGAUUUGCUAUUGCUGGUACACCUUGGAUAAGUGCUCCUAAAAGCACACUCAGGCCACCCUAACACACCAAAACAGAUUGUUCUUUUCCCUUUUUUUGGAGUAUGAUUCAUGUACAGCGGUAACUCAUCCUGCAGCUUAAAUGUGAAUUGUUAGAGAUUUUAUAAGCAUUUUUUUUGAAUAGCAGAGGAUUUUAUAAUUCAAUAUUGUAAAUACACCAAACUCCCUUUUAUAAUGAAGAAAAUCUGCUCAUGCCA
Molecule: messenger RNA, 1098 nt
Organism: Cannabis sativa
Lineage: Eukaryota; Viridiplantae; Streptophyta; Magnoliopsida; Rosales; Cannabaceae
Product: DNA-3-methyladenine glycosylase
Exons: 6
Coding region: 169-906 (245 amino acids)
Biological process (GO): base-excision repair
Molecular function (GO): DNA binding; alkylbase DNA N-glycosylase activity
Source: RefSeq, a predicted model, not a curated record